GUUGACAUUGACACUAGUUGAUAUUUCAAUUUAUAGGUUUUGUUUAUUGUUAUUUACCCUUCUUUAUUGUUAUUAAUUAAUUAAUCAUUCAGCGAAUCAUGUUUAACGUGAGAAAUACGAGUUUUUGUUAUGUGAUUUUAAUAUAGCAUGUUAUACAACAUGCCACCAUUCCGUCGAAAAAAGUCCGGUAAAAGUUUUCCAGUGAAAGUCUGCACAUUGGAUGCAGAAUUAGAAUUCAAUUUGGAGUGGCGAGCAACGGGAAGAGACCUUUUUGAAUUAGUAUGCAGAACAAUUGGUCUCAGAGAGACUUGGUACUUUGGUUUGCAAUAUGAGGACUCCAAAGGCUUCAUAUCAUGGCUCAAAUUGGAUAAGAAAGUUCAAGAUCAAGGUAUCCAAAAAAAUCACCAAACAGCUUCUUUCAUGUUCCUAGGCAAAUUUUACCCUGAAGAAGUGGCAGAGGAAUUAGUACAAGAAGUCACACAGCAUUUGUUCUUUUUACAAGUAAAACAGGCCAUAUUAUCCAUGGAUGUGUAUUGUCCACCAGAAGCCUCAGUAUUACUAGCUAGCUAUGCUGUUCAAGCUAAGUUUGGAGAUUUUGAUGAAGACACCUACAAGCCAGGGAUGCUGGCAAGUGAAGAUCUACUGCCCCAAAGGGUGAUAGACCAAUAUCAAAUGACUUUAGAGAUGUGGGAGGAACGUAUCAGAGUGUGGUAUGCAGAUCACAGGGGGAUGUCACGUGAUGAAGCUGAAAUGGAGUACCUCAAGAUAGCACAAGAUCUUGACAUGUAUGGAGUCAACUAUUUCCCAAUACUGAAUAAAAAAGAGACUGAACUGUGGUUGGGUGUCACUGCUUUGGGACUGAACAUCUAUGAGAAGGAGAAUAAAUUGCAGCCAAAAACAACAUUCACUUGGUCAGAGAUCAGGCACAUCAGUUUUGAUGACAAGAAGUUUAUUAUCAAGCCAGUGGACAAGAAUGCUCCCAACUUUGUGUUUUUUAGCCAAAAAGUUCGUAUGAACAAAUUGAUCCUCGACCUGUGCAUCGGCAACCACGACCUGUUCAUGCGCCGGCGCAAACCCGAUUCGAUGGAGCUGCAGCAGAUGAAGGCGGCCGCCAAGGAGGAGAAGCAGCGCAGGCAGGUGCAGCGCAACCGAUUGGCCAGAGAGAAGCGGCUGAGAGAGGAGGCGGAGAGGGAGAGAGCCAGCAUGGAGCAGCGGCUGUUGCAGUACCAGGAGGAGAUACGGCUGGCCAACGAGGCGUUGGUGAGUAUUUCGAUUUUGGAAAUUGUUUUUGUUCCAUUCGAGAAGGGCUAUUUUAUUGCAAAGGAAAGUGAAGACACUGAAACCAAAAGUAAAAAGGAGAAUGACAAUCUUGAUGAGCGACGAUCAGAAGAGAGCGCAGAUCUUCUUGCGGAGAAAAGCCGAGUGGCAGAAGAGGAAGCGAGACUUCUGAGCCAGAAAGCAGCCGAAGCUGAGCAAGAGAUUGCAAGGAUGAGGCUGACAGCAAUGAGAAAAGACGAAGAAAAGGUGUCGUUGGAGCGGAAAACUCGUGAAGCGGAAAUGUUGACUGCCCGUUUGGUGGAGGAGAGCGAAAAAAGGGCGGCGGAGGCAAACAAGUUGAAGGACGAAUUGCUGAAGGCGAGGGCGGCCGAGAAACAGGCCAAAGAGAAGCUGCUCGACUUUUUGAGUCGCACCACCUCAUAUAACGGAUCCAACGCCGCAUCACCCCUAUCGUCCGUUACGACCCUGUAUCAGCCACCCCUUAGUCCGGUGUACGUGCCCGAUAUGUCGAUAAUGGAUCACGAAGUGUCCAAUUCGCCGGAUCUGAAUCUCAACAUCACCUCCUACGAUUUGUUGGCCAAUGCGGACGCAGACCAGCUCUCUUUAGAAAUAGAAAAAGAAAGAAUGGAAUAUUUGGAAAAGUCGAAGCAUCUUCAGAAUCAGCUGAGGGAUCUGAGGACGGAGAUUGCCGUACUGAAAGUGGGGGAGAAACAAACUGACUAUGAUCAACUGCACGAAGAACAAGUCAAGUUGGGUGAAAAUAAGUACUCUACAUUGAAAAAAAGCAAGUCGGGCUCGACGAAGAGCAGAGUUGCAUUUUUUGAGGAAUUAUAGUAUAGGAGUUAUAUUUAUAUAUAGGGUGAACGUAUUUAAUGAAUCGAAUUUUGCAAAUACAUCAAUAUAAAUUAAAAUCUGAUUGAAGUCGUAUGACGCGUUUCAUAGACAUUAAGUUUUUUCCCAUUUUAUUUUUUCAAUUUUCUUGAAACAAAACUUUAAACUACCGUUUAAAUCUUGUAAAAUGUAGUGAAUCCUACUUAUUAGGCAUAUUUCAUGUACUAUAUAGUGAAGAGAACCAAUAGAGUAUACCAGAAUUACUGCUCAUUAAAACGUGCAACCUUGUAUUAAUUUUAUUUAUAUGACAAUAAGUUGUUA
This is a messenger RNA of Phaedon cochleariae (mustard beetle), 2430 nucleotides long. Lineage: Eukaryota; Metazoa; Arthropoda; Insecta; Coleoptera; Chrysomelidae. The record is from the annotation of a GenBank genome assembly.